UCAACAAAAUUAGUUGCCUGGCGUACUGACAAUGCAGAAAGGAAGCGCUAUUCGAUAUGGCACACCCCACCUACACUACUGUCACUAGAUACAAUAAUUCUGCGACAUUAAGACCAUACCUGAGUGCAGUGCGACACACACUGGCAGCAGCGAUGUGUCUGGAAAAUUUCUCGUCACAAAACGUUGAGCGACAUAACAAGCCGGAGGUAGAAGUGAGGAGCAGCAAAGAAUUGUUGUUAACACCUGUGGUGAUCAGCAGGAAUGAGAAGGAGAAAGUUCUUAUAGAAGGUUCAGUCAACUCGAUUCGCAUUAGCAUAAGUAUCAAACAAGCAGACGAAAUAGAGAAAAUCCUGUGCCACAAGUUUAUGCGAUUUAUGAUGAUGCGUGCAGAAAAUUUCUUUGUCCUUCGAAGGAAACCUGUAGAGGGCUAUGAUAUCAGUUUCCUCAUCACCAACUUCCACACAGAAGCAAUGUACAAGCACAAGCUGGUCGACUUUGUCAUUCACUUCAUGGAGGAGAUUGACAAGGAGAUCAGUGAAAUGAAGCUAGCAGUAAACGCGCGUGCUCGAAUAUCGGCUGAGGAAUUCUUGAAGCGGUUCUAAAUCACAGAAGUUGUGGAUUAUUAAAGAUUGACAACUGAAAAUCUAAAGGAAUAGCUGCAGGAAAGCAAGAGGCAGCCAAUGUCUUUGAUAGACACUGCAUGUCGCUUAACUUUCUUGUUGUUACUUGUUAUAUAUUGAACUUUUAUAUAGGGAUAAUUGUAUCCCCCGCGACGAAGUCGGCGGGGAUACUAUGGUUUCAUGUCUCCCCAGCCGCCGCCGCCAUAUUUCAUACUUCAUAUUUCCCUUCCGCUCUCUAACUCGGCCCCUAAAUGACCUAGCGCUACCAAAACCAGGUCACUACGACCUUUAUUUGUCCUUUACCU
Messenger RNA from Priapulus caudatus, 925 nucleotides. RefSeq names its product actin-related protein 2/3 complex subunit 4. Lineage: Eukaryota; Metazoa; Priapulida; Priapulimorpha; Priapulimorphida; Priapulidae. Gene Ontology annotation, molecular function: actin filament binding. Gene Ontology annotation, cellular component: actin cytoskeleton; Arp2/3 protein complex. Bases 57 to 602 code for a protein of 181 amino acids. The transcript is spliced from 6 exons. The record is from RefSeq and is a predicted model, not a curated record. Gene Ontology annotation, biological process: actin filament polymerization; Arp2/3 complex-mediated actin nucleation.